Messenger RNA from Penicillium vulpinum, 3045 nucleotides. RefSeq lists its product as uncharacterized. The record is from RefSeq and is a predicted model, not a curated record. Gene Ontology annotation, molecular function: ATP hydrolysis activity; ATP binding. Bases 1 to 3045 code for a protein of 1014 amino acids. The transcript has a single exon. Lineage: Eukaryota; Fungi; Ascomycota; Eurotiomycetes; Eurotiales; Aspergillaceae.
AUGGACACGACCGACCCUCCUCACCAGGACAGUGCAGUGCACACGAUUUCCGAUAACACGAAGGCCCAACCACAUCUUCUUCUCAAGGCUAGUGAUAGCCAGUCAAAAUAUGUCCGAAGCCUCGAGGAGCGACUAGCCGAACUCGAAAGGAAAUUCGAGGAGCUUGACCGGAAAAAAACCAAAGCCCCCAGUGAGGCGGGCUUGAGUGACACUUCGAGAGAUUCGCAUGCAGCUGACGAAGAUGAGAAGGAAGGAAAGGAGGAGAAUUCCACCUGGGUGAUUAUUCCAAAAGCGCGCAAGCUUAACUAUAUAAAUUUCGUCAAUCGAUUUCCCAUUCAGACCGAGAUACCGGUGGUGGAGGCACUCAUGAUAAAUACUACGGUGGAAGCAGCGGAAAACGAGGACAAGCACUGGGUUCCCGAAAAAGCAGUUGAGGAUCCCGAAAAGAGAUUGCGUGACAUGUUGGAGAAGAACCCAUACAAACCAGAUGCAUGGAUGGCCAGGAUUCGAAUCAACUCCACGCCUUUGGUUGAGGAAGUAAUGAAAGUCCUAGACACAUCAGAGAAAUUCUCCAAAAGUGUGACUUUUAUUCAUCCUUUUGACCCUUUAGUCCAUUCCUAUGACAAGCUCAAAACGCGGCUACAUGGAAUGCAAGAGGCCUUGGCAACUCCACAGGACGAAUCCAAAGCCACUGGUGAUGCUGAAGCCGGUGAUAAGGCCGGUACCACUGAAGAGACCAACCUUGCCAAGAUAGAACCUACUGAGCUUGUUUCUCUGAUAGAAAUUUUUGUUCAGUUCCUUGAAGAUGAGGUCCUCUCUUUGCCAGUGAAGAACGACACGAAGAUUCGGUUUGCAUCCCUGUCAUCUAUCUUCAAGCUAGGUGAUACCCUAUUUAUGCCAAGUGCGGACAAGGGGUUCAGGCCGAACCCAGAUGCGUUGAUUCGUCGAAGUGAUCAGCGUCUGUGGCGGGUAUAUCGCAUCAAGAGAUACUGGAAAGACGACGACCGUAGCUUGUUGAUAAAAGCAUAUUCCAUUGAUUAUGAUGGGGAGAACUACAUCUGUAAAAAGAAAAAGUUUGAACUUUACCCCUAUGAUGGAGAACAGGAGAUCUCAAGCUUGCCAGUAUUUCCUCUCAAGUACCUUGAGAAUGCUGAGCAGAUUCGAGUCGAAACGCGUGCCCAGGGGAAGAAGUUCGUGGAGUAUCAGCAAGGUCUUGUCAGUCACCAAGGCUGGGGGGCUGAUCUUGAGACUGGGAAUGGAUCACAGCUGCAGUAUGUCACUGGUGAUGUCGUCGUAGACAUGGCCGAGGCAACCAGCACGCACUCUGAAUGCGUGCAAGACUGGGAAUUCCCCAAAUAUGUGCCAAACGACCGAGGUGCUGAUACGUACACCGUUUGGGUCUGGAAAAUAGUCAAAGGAGAAUACGAGCUUGAUUCCUCGCCUUUGGGGGAGAUGAGAUACUGGAUGAAUGAGUAUUCGCGACUGCAAAAGAUAACAUAUUGCUCUGAGACCGAUCCUUUCCUCUCUCACAGGCUCAAAAACAAGGAUAAGAAAUAUCAGCUGCAAGAACAAGACUUCGAAUUGCUCCCGCGCAGAGUGUUUGGAUAUGUCUUGCAGAAACGAAAAUUCUUGGCACUCGACAUCAGAAACCUGGAGCCAAUCAAGGAUAAUGAGAUGUACAACUCAAAGCUCAUCAUUGACCCGCAUCAUCGAAUCAUGCUGCACGGGCUUAUCGAUUCGCAUUUCCAAAAGAAAGAUCUACGUGAGAGACACGGGACCUUGAAUAUCGACCAGGAUUUUAUCGCGAACAAAGGGCGAGGGCUUAUUUUUCUCUUAUACGGUGUACCAGGGGUGGGUAAAACCUCGACAGCCGAGCAAAUUGCGCAUUUCUGGAAAAAACCGCUUUUACCGGUCACUUGUGGAAAUCUGGGGACAGAAUCCAACGAAGUCGAAGGCAAGCUGAAAGAGAUAUUUCGGCUAGGGAAGAAGUGGGACUGCAUCCUGCUCAUGGAUGAAGCCGACGUCUUUCUGUCAGAGAGAACACCAAUGGCUCUGGAGCGGAACGCUUUAGUCUCGGUGUUCCUUCGUGAAUUAGAGUAUUUCGAUGGUGUUUUAUUCCUUACUACCAACCUUCCCGGCGGGAUCGAUGAAGCGUUCAAAUCGCGUAUCCACAUCACUCUCUACUACCCGCAUCUAAACGAAGAAGACACGAAGGCUAUUUGGAAGGUGAAUAUGGAGCGUCUGAAAAGCAUUGAAGCGCAACGCGCUCAUCUGAACAACGAGUCGCCGCUAAGAAUUAAUGAGCGGGCAAUCCGAAAAUUUGCAAAGAAACAUUUCCGGAACAAUGCGGACGGGAAGGGACGAUGGAAUGGACGUCAGAUUCGAAAUGCCUUUCUUAUUGCCUCUGCGCUGGCACAGUUCGAGAAAGCUAACCCCGAUCGUGAUGCCGUUCCAACCACAUACAACUCAAAGCUCGAUGAUCCGUCUUUUGAUCUUAAUCCUCGACACUUCGAUAUCGUGGCCAAAGCGAGCUUGGGCUUUGAGGAAUACCUAGCCGAGGCCAAAGGCCGACUUGCAUCGGAGAUAAUGUUUCAACGAGGGCAACGUGCGGACUUCAUCCGGUCCUCGUCUGAACAGACCGCAGGACCCUCAUCGUUGACAACUCAUGUAUAUCACCCUCAACCCCAGGAGAGUCAUGAGCCCGAUCCUUUCCGUCAACAGAAAGGCUGGAGUGAAGGCCCGACAGGACCAUACAGUCAUCAAAACCCGGUGGAAGAUCAGAAUUGGACCCACCCCGCGGGAAAUCCGUAUGGCGGACACCAAGGACAUGGGGCACCGAUACACCAGGGACGGCUGUUUCAGACUCCUCAACAGGAUCCACGAAUGAGAUCCACCCUCAAUCUUGGUGGUAGCGUACAAUCACGCAGGGAUAUUGCUUCCCAGGGAUCGCCAUCCCCAUUCCAACAAAAUCACCAAACCAACUAUCCUAGUGGGAAGAUGAAUAUGAGCGCCCACCAAGACUCUGACUCUGAUUCUGACGCAUAG